AUGACGAAAAAAGCACUUGUUUUUAUUUCCAAUGGAAGCGAAGAAAUCGAAGCAGUAACAACAAUUGACGUACUUCGACGAGCUGAAAUUGAAGUUGAUGUUGUAUCAAUUGAAGCCAAUGGUCAUGAUGCCGUAAAAUGUAGCCGUAAUGUUUAUGUGGUACCUGAUAAAUCAUUAGAUGAUAUAAAAAAUAAUCAAUACGAUUGUGUUGUCAUACCUGGUGGAAAUGAUGGUUCGAAAGCAAUGGCUGCUAAUGCUCAAGUUGGACAAAUUUUAACAAAACAUUAUCAAGAUGGGAAAGUUGUUGCUGCUAUUUGUGCUGGGCCACGAGCAUUUUUAGCUCAUAAAAUUGGUAUUGAUCAUAAACAUACUAUAACAUGUUAUCCAACUGUACGCAAGGAAUUCACCGAUGGUGAACCGUAUAAACUUGAUACACCUGACCACCUUGUUUGUCAUAGUACACAUACAGAAAAAGAUGCCGAAGGAAAAGUAUAUCAUUUGGUUACUAGUCAAGGACCUGCUACAACAAUGCUUUUCGCAUUGAAAUUAAUUGAACUUCUAAAAGGUCAAGAUGAAGCAACGAAAGUCAAAGAUGGAUUACUUGUUUAA
This is a messenger RNA of Rotaria socialis, 609 nucleotides long. The record is from the annotation of a GenBank genome assembly. Lineage: Eukaryota; Metazoa; Rotifera; Eurotatoria; Philodinida; Philodinidae.